Messenger RNA from Staurois parvus, 342 nucleotides. Lineage: Eukaryota; Metazoa; Chordata; Amphibia; Anura; Ranidae. The record is from the annotation of a GenBank genome assembly.
AUGAGUGCUGUGAGGGGAGCUACGUGUCGGUGGGUCCGGGUUGUAAUAAACCAGCAUUUGGCUGCACGGCCCUGGCAGUCUUACACUGCAGUCUGGAGUUUUGUCAGAGCUACUAGCAGUGUCUCACAAGAAAGUAACAACUCUAAAAAAACACCUUUAAAAAAACCAAAAACACCCCAGGGGCGGUUUGACGAAGUUGAGAAAUCUAACAUGGAGAAAGAACCAUUGGAAAGAUUCCCUGAUGAUAUAAAUCCUAUUACUAAGGAGAAAGGUGGGCCCAGAGGACCAGAACCUACUCGCUAUGGAGACUGGGAGAGAAAGGGUCGAUGCAUUGACUUUUAA